CUUUCGGGAAUAAUGCCCAGAAUCUUUUCUUCUCUCUGAUUGUAAAUACCCCUUUGGUUCAUUUCAUGAUCGAGCGAAUUAAGUAAACUCUUCUUUCGCUUCCGUACUUCUUCUCUGAGCUUCUCGUCCUGCCCAACAUCUCUCACCACUAUAAUCUUGAUGGAGAAUGAGCAGGUGAACGGCGUUUCCAACCUUCCUAUCGAAGAAGAACAGGUAUGUGAUGGUGUGAAGGGAAUAGAGUGUGGAAUGUCAAGCUCAAGCUCAAGCUUGACGGUGUGUGACAGUUAUGGGUUUUGUGCGAUCUGCUUGGAGAAGAUAGCACUUCAGGAGACUGCUCUUGUAAAAGGUUGCGAGCAUGCUUACUGCGUGACAUGCAUCCUUAGAUGGGCCAUGUACAAUCAGAAGCAAUUGUGCCCUCAAUGCAAGUGUCCAUUUGAGUUCCUCAAUGUUCAUAGGUCACUGGAUGGAAGAAUCAAUGAUUACAUGUUUGAGGAGAGUGUGUGUCUUCUUCUUAGAGCAGCGUGGUUCAUACCUUUGAAGGUAGAGGCUCAGGAAGAGGUGUAUGAUGAAUUAGAAGAUAUUUAUCAAUAUGUAGAGGACUAUGAUGAUGGCAAUGACGAUGAAGAUGAAGAUCUAGAAGAAGUUUACUAUACCAGUUCAAAUCUUCGUAUUGGUAACCGUAGGUGGGGCGAUAAUGGCUAUGUGAGGGCAGGGCGAAAAGAAGCUUGGCCUGUCCACCGUGAACUUCAGGACCAUGAUGCUGGUCCAUCACGUGGUACGAAGGAAAGAGUGGUGGCAAACGAUACAACUGGAAGACGAGCAAAGAGGGCAAUGAAGCGUGAAGCUGCAGAUAAAGCUGCUGCAGCAAAACAUCAACAGCAUUUAAUAAGGUUAGGACGCAAGUAGUGGAAGCAACCUCACUAAUGUUUAAACAGUAGGUCAAUGUACAGAUUUCCCUUAGGUUGGCAUUGUGAAAUAAUGAUUUGGUAGAUAGUUCAGUACCUUGUUCGAUCAUUGAAAUGCAAGUGUCUGUUGAAAUUGUUCUGUUU
Molecule: messenger RNA, 1049 nt
Organism: Telopea speciosissima
Lineage: Eukaryota; Viridiplantae; Streptophyta; Magnoliopsida; Proteales; Proteaceae
Exons: 4
Coding region: 160-906 (248 amino acids)
Source: RefSeq, a predicted model, not a curated record